AUGGACUCGGAUUCUGCCCAAGAUUCAGUUGUGCCUACCUUAUCUGAAUCUGCUCUUGAUGCUCUAGAAAUGGACGGGUCGAUGCUAGAUGUUAACUCACUACACAAUGACUCGGACUCUCUAACACCAACUAUUGGGGAAAUGGUAAUGGGACUUCAAUCUAUAGAAGAGCCAUCUAUUGGAGGAAAUUCAGAGCCAUCCAUUGAAAGACUAUCUCAUGACAUUGAUCAAGAAAGUGCAUCUAUUGGAGAACAGAUUUUUUCGCAGUAUCCAAAAAGCUGGGAUUCUACAAUUUGCAGUCGUGUUAUCAAGGACAUUUUUCACGUUUUCAACAUGUUCCACAUUGUCUCCAACCACGGUUUACGCAUUGAAUUUGCUCGUCAACUCCGGGAUGCCAUUUUUAUUCCAGAUGCCAAUGACCGAGCCAAUAUAAAUGCCUGGGGAGCCAAACAAACCCCUCCAGUCACAUUUGAGCAACUUCGAUCUUCACGACCAAAAUGGCUAUGGCGGCGGUGUAAACGAAUCAUACCUUCGGCCGACAUACUUUAUGAUCUUCUCAAGAAGGUUUUUCAGACAUUUGGACCACUUAAAGAUGCCACCACUGGCGUUGCCUUGUUCAAUUUUAGUACUUGGAAAACAUGUGGCCAUGUACUUGACUUGGCUCGAUGCGGAUUUCUAUCGGAUCCUCCAGGAAUUCCACUCUAUGUCGAGGUUUGUGUGGAUAGCAAGGCUCCAGGCCUCACAAUUUAUCGCUGUCUGCGUGGAACAAAUAUGACAGAAGGUGGAGUACACACACAUCUGCGAUCUCAUCUUCCAACAUCAGGAGCAUCCGUUGAACAUGUCCAUUCUUGCAUAUCUGAUUUUGUUUUGCGACACAAUCUCAUUGUUGGCACAUUCAAUAGCACGGGUCAAAGAUAUCGUGGCCAUUUUUCUAUAUGGUUGACUAAUAGUAUUCAAGAACGAUUGGAAUAUCUGCGAGAUGUUCUUAUAAAUCCGCUCGAACUAACUGGGUGGGUAAAUGGUAAUCUAUAUAUGCAGACUUCCGAGGUCCUUGGAAUACUUCCCAUCCCACUUGAAAUUCGCACUUCGGCUGGUAUGACUGAGUAUACGCCAAGUCUCGAUAGGCGGCAAAAACAUGCAUUCCUAGCACAAAUGCAGAAGACCCGAAAACCAAUUCUUCCAGUACACAAUCCGGAUGAAAAACAACUUUUUCGGCAUCUUAUGCAAAAAAAUCCCGAGUAUAAUUCAGUUUCAUCUGGACCUAUAUGGAAAGAGGCGGUCAAAGUAUGGAAUCACUAUGCUGAUACUGAGCCUACCAUAUCUUACAAGCUAAUCGAGCAGCUAAAGUCAUACUAUUCAAAAUGGAAAACACUUGUCAAUUCAAAAGAGACAUUAACGAUGACAUACGAUACCCGCCGACCACUUGCAUUAGAGUUGACAGAUCCUACACGCUCCUCAACGGCACCACGUGUACCCCAAACCUCCCUCCAACCGGCACGUAUAAGCAGUGGACUCCUUCCAACAUCUGUUUCGCUGGGUAACUUCUUCAAUCUUCCCCAACAUUCUCUGCAAAAUGAUCAGCACAGCAGCACAGUCCGAACAAAUAUUCAAUCACAAUCACGCACAUUAUCAAACCCGCCAACACGUCCGAAUUUCAAUGUUUCUGCAUCAAGAAGCACAAACGAAGCGCAAACACACCUUUCUAUUGGAAUACCUGGUCGGCCUGCUUAUGAAAUAGGUCUUGAUUUGCAAAAUUGGGCUCAACGAGAGGCGCUAGCUCAACAACGACAUUGGAAAAAAAGAAAGCUCCUCGUACCUGUGCAAAAUGCGGAUCAGAACGUUGCUCAGGCCGUGGGCAGGUGCUCUUUUGCAGGUCACCGUGUCGCGAUUGCGGAGAUGUUGAUUGUGAUGGUCGCAAUACAAAGCAGCCCAACAAGCCUUGCUAUAGUGGUUGGGAAGGAGUUGACCCAGCACGCCGCCCUAAUUCUAGAGCUGAGCCAGCCCGUAAACCGUGGAAAACGCGAAUUGAAGUGGCAUUUUGAAUGCAACAAACAUCAGUAUCGGGCCGAGUGUGAGAAAGAAAUUAAGGGUGACGAUAUGGCACGAACCACCACAACACCCGAUGAUGCCGACUCCAAUCACAUCCUCAAGAACGUGUCCGUCCUUGAUUUCGUCCAGCGCGUCUGGGGCGUGGAAACUGAGCAAUGCCACAUGAUUCUGAACAAAGAAUUUAAGCCUUCACUGUGCUCGUUGAGACAAUACCAGAAAGCCUUGGACCGUAGGUCUGAUGCAGGCAUCCAGAGCUGGCCAGAACUUCGACAGUUAUUUCGUGAAAUGGCAACUGUUCUAAUCAAGGACGUCUGUGAUAUUCUUUCUAUCGACCACAAGGAAGUCAAGACGCGGUUUUUGGACGGAUAUGAAACUAGGGACACAGCGAAAGAUGGAAAGCCCGACUUGCUGAAUGUGUACAUACCGGUGGGGAAAGCGACCGCUGGUGCCUUGAGCCCUAAACUUGAAGACAGUGAUCUUGCUGAGGGCACAUCUAUACCAGAGUGGAGCGAGGUCCGCGCAUUUAUCGAGUUUAAGCAAAGCCAAAUCUCUUCUUUAGAAGAAGGUGAAGUCUCUAGUAUCUGUUCGAGCGAAGAUAGCGACGAAUCCCAGUUAUCGACAACCUCUCACUCGGAAACCACCCAUGACAGCGAAAUUGCGGGAGAUAAGCGGUCAAAAAGUUCUGACCUGUCGAUGGAGAACAGAGACGCAAAGAAGCGAUGUAGCUCUGAAAUCAUACCCAAGUAUGAGCUGCAGCUUGCCGAUUACGCCCAGAAGUGUCUAGCCACAGGGUAUCGACACUAUGUAACUGGCAUCUUCAUCGACGGCUUUGAGUUUUGGCUCUGGUAUUAUGAUCGCUCUGGCGCUAUGCGCUGCGUUGGUCACAAUUUUUCGGAGCGGUUGGGAAUGGCGAACCUGGCGCUCGCCCUUUUUGCGCCCAGUCAGAGCGAUAUGAAGCAUGCUGGGUUUGAUCCUUUUUUAUAUGCCAUCAGGGGAGAUCCUGAUCUGCCAGUCAAAUCAUCUGAAAUAUCGCUGUUGAUAAGACCUGCAGUUGACCUAAUGGGUCAAUGCUACAAAUUUACCAAGGGAUGUGGUGAAAAGCACUUAUUUUUCAUUAAGAAAAUUAUCUGUUUACCGAAGGCCAUCCAUGGUCGAGGAACAGUAGCGGUCAUCGCUCGUCAUAGCCUUUCUGGACAGAAGUUCUCAGACAACUUGUAUGCGCUCAAGCUCAGCUGGCAGCAAAUAACACGGAGACAUGAAGGGGAUAUAAUCAAACACCUCAGGAAUGUUCUCCUCGACUGGCGCGACCACCUUCCAGGACCAGUCUUUCAUACGACAGUUUCAGCUGCUGAACUUUCCAUGCCGAGACAGGCAGUCCGAAAAUCCGGGAGUCCAUCUAACUAUCCUUCUACUGAGGAACGCGACACCCUUCACGUCAUCGCCACAAGCCGCUGCAAGCCCCUUUGGCAAGCCAAAGAUGUAGAAGAGUUUAAGCAGGCUUUCCUAGACUGUGUGGAAUGCCAUUACCACGCCUAUAAAACUGGGCGUGUGCUUCAUCGUGACAUCAGCGAAAAGAAUUUGAUGAUAUACCAGCCUGAAAAAACAGACAAGAGUUUUCUCCAAGACGGUUCGCAUACCACGGAGUCGACUCUGGAAAACGAUGAUGAGCCUAGAGCACGAGGAAUCCUCAAUGACUUUGACAUGGCAGCCAUGCUAGGCCCGGACGAUAAACCUAUCUCCACUUGCCCUGGAGAACCCCACAAUAUAGGCACUUUGACUUUCAUGGCUCGCGACCUCCUGACAUCACCAACUCUACGGCGGUUCUAUCAAGAAAUACACCCUACAUUGCCAGAUUUCCACCUUUAUCGCCAUGACCUUGAGUCAUUCUUCUACGUUCUUAUUUGGGCAGCGACACGCUACGAUCUGGCCGCGGGCAAAAAACGCAGUUUGCCCGAAAAUUCACCUCUCUUGGACUGGUGCCAUGGCACACUAGGGAAAGGCUACUCUAUAAAAAUCCCUACAAAAUCAAUGAUGUUAUCCCUGAAACAGGGAAUCCGUCCGGAAUGGAAGGGGGUUUGGAUUGACUGGAUCGAACCGCUCUACUUUUUGUUCCAAGAGGGAUACCGAUGUUGCCAUAACGCACGGACAAAUGACGACGCAGCUGGAUACAUUACGGGUCAUGGAAAUUUGACUUUUGAGAAGUUCAUGGACACCAUUAAAGUCGUGCCUCGAAACUUUGGACCGAAGGAGUGA
Messenger RNA from Psilocybe cubensis, 4302 nucleotides. RefSeq lists its product as uncharacterized. The record is from RefSeq and is a predicted model, not a curated record. Gene Ontology annotation, molecular function: protein kinase activity. Gene Ontology annotation, biological process: protein phosphorylation. The transcript has 8 exons. Lineage: Eukaryota; Fungi; Basidiomycota; Agaricomycetes; Agaricales; Agrocybaceae. Bases 1 to 4302 code for a protein of 1433 amino acids.